UCACUUUACCAUUGAUUUGCUUUGUGUUGCUUUAGCCGUGAAAAUGUUUUCAUUUUAUAAAUAAUUAAAAUAAAUUAAAAAUUCUAUGUACAAGUGUCAGACUGUUAUCGCAUGCAUUAAGAAUGGAUGUAAUUGGCGAAAUCAAUGAAAAAUACUCGGCGCUGGAGGCGGAGAUCGAUAGAAGACUGGAAAAAAUCAAAGCAGAUGAAAAUAAAUUACAGAAACUGGAAGAGCAAAGAGCGAAUAAGACUUCGGCGCAAACAAAUAAAGUGCUCUCAUAUGAGGAAUCCAUUGCGAGAAACACAAACUUACUGAAGUCUUUGGAUAUUGCGAAGGCGCGUUUACGUUCUCGUUCCACUUUCUCACCAGUUGAACAAAUACUGGAAAAGGCCAUUGCAAAUUAUAAACGGGACUUGGAAACGUCACAACAGUUAUCGUCACGCCUCAAGCAAGUGCAAAUUUACGAGUCGUCAUCACCGUUGCUAGACUCAGCCAGAGUCGAUGAAGGCCAACAGUAGCGAGUGAAAAGGAAAACUAUUUUAUACGAAUGCCUUGAAUAAUGAAUAAUGAAAUGCCUUGAAAUGAAUAAAUUUAAGUGUGUCGAAAUUAUAUUAAACUAUUUAAUAAAUAAAAAUCUUAUGUGUGAAAAAAUAUUA
Molecule: messenger RNA, 656 nt
Organism: Zeugodacus cucurbitae (melon fly)
Lineage: Eukaryota; Metazoa; Arthropoda; Insecta; Diptera; Tephritidae
Exons: 3
Coding region: 123-518 (131 amino acids)
Source: RefSeq, a predicted model, not a curated record